This is a messenger RNA of Merops nubicus (carmine bee-eater), 2028 nucleotides long. RefSeq names its product kelch-like family member 36 (gene KLHL36). NCBI's taxonomy places the organism in Eukaryota, Metazoa, Chordata, Aves, Coraciiformes, Meropidae. Gene Ontology annotation, molecular function: cullin family protein binding. The transcript is spliced from 4 exons. The coding region runs from base 1 to 1848 and encodes 615 amino acids. The record is from RefSeq and is a predicted model, not a curated record.
AUGGAGGGAACCAGGCAAACCAGGAUUUGUCGUCCACACAAGAUAAGUGAAUCCUCAAAGGUGUACAGGUGGGACGACCACUCCAGUCUCGUCCUUCAGAGCCUGAAUGAGCAGAGGCACCGAGGCCUCUUCUGUGACAUUGUCCUCGUGGUGGAUGAGCAGAGAGUCCCAGCCCAUCGGAACCUCCUGGCCGUCUGCAGCGACUACUUCAACUCCAUGUUCACCAUCGGCAUGCGAGAAGCCCACCAGAAAGAGGUGGAACUUUUUGGAGCCUCUUACAUUGGCCUGAAGGCCGUGGUGGAUUUCCUGUACGGCAGCGAGCUGUCUUUAGACGGAGGGAACAUCGACUACGUGCUGGAAACGGCUCACCUGCUGCAGAUCUGGAAGGUGGUGGACUUCUGCUGCGAGUACCUGGAGAACGAGGUCAGCGAGGAGAACUACUUGUACCUGCAGGAGCUCGCCUCCAUCUACAACCUGAAGCGCCUUGACUCCUACAUCGACUCCUUCAUCCUGCAGAACUUUGGCACGCUCUCCUUCACCCCGGACUUCCUCCAGAACAUUUCCCUGCAGAAGCUGUGCCAGUACCUGGACAGCAGCAACGUGCAGCAGGAGUGCGAGCACGACCUGCUGCAGGCUGCCUUGCAGUGGCUCACCCAGUACCCGGAGAGGGAGAACGAGGCUUACCAGGUCCUGGAUAACAUCCAUUUUCCCUUGAUACCCAAAAGUGAUCUCCUCCACCGGGUCAAGCCUGCUGUCUGCUCGCUUCUGCCCAAAGAAGCCAACUGUGAGGGGUUCAUAGAGGAGGCGGUGAACUACCACAACAACGUGACGGCCCAGCCCGUGCUGCAGAACAAGAGGACAGCCCUGAGGACCUGUGAGGAGAGGCUGCUCUUUGUGGGAGGGGAGGUGUCGGAGCGCUGCCUGGAGCUGAGCGAUGAUACCUGCUUCCUGGACACCAGGAAGGGCCAGUGGGUGGCAGAAACCCCUCUCCCGGCCAGGCGAAGUCACCACUGCGUUGCAGUCUUGGGAGGCUUCAUCUUCAUAGCUGGAGGCAGCUUUUCAAGAGACAAUGGAGGGGAUGCAGCUUCAAAUCUCCUAUAUAGGUAUGAUCCCCGCUGUAACCAGUGGAUAAAGGUUGCCUCCAUGAGACAGCGCCGUGUCGAUUUCUACCUGGGAGCGAUUUCCGACAUGCUGGUGGCUGUUGGUGGCAGGAAUGAAAAUGGGGCACUUUCCUCCGUGGAGACAUACAGCCCUCAGAAGGAUUCGUGGUCCUACAUAGCAGGCUUGCCCAGGUUUACCUACGGCCACGCAGGGACGGUCUACAAGGAAUUUGUGUACAUCUCGGGAGGCCACGACUACCAGAUCGGCCCCUACAGGAAGAACCUGCUGUGCUACGACCACCGCACGGACGUCUGGGAGGAGAAGAGGCCCAUGAUCACUGCCCGGGGGUGGCACAGCAUGUGCACCCUGCAGGACAACAUCUACUCCAUCGGGGGCAGCGACGACAACAUCGAAACCAUGGCUCGGUUCGACAUCCUCAGCGUGGAGUCCUACAGCCCCCAGUGUAACCAGUGGACCAGGGUGGCUCCCCUCCUGCAGGCAAACAGUGAGUCAGGGGUGGCCGUGUGGGAAGGCAAGAUUUAUAUCCUCGGAGGCUACAGCUGGGAAGAAACGGUCUUCUCCAAAACGGUCCAGGUUUAUGAUAAGGAGAAAAACAAGUGGUCCAAAGGAACUGACCUGCCCAAAGCCAUCGCUGGCGUGUCCGCCUGCGUUUGCGCGUUGAAACCCAAAACAGAGGACAAAAAGAAAAAGGCAAAAACAAAAAAACAUCAAGACCGAGGCAGAUGACUACUUCUGGAUAACCACCCUUUGAUGGUGGGCUCCAAAAGGACUUUGUAUUGAAUCGUUUCUAUCUAACCUAGAUUCUUUCUUUUUAUUUUUAAAGGGGGUAGGGGGGGGAGUCAUAUUCUGAAGCUUCAGAAAAUGUACAUUUGAAUGUGGUUUGCAGAUUGAGUUCAUGUUUAAGGU